This is a messenger RNA of Diachasma alloeum, 5016 nucleotides long. It is a transcript of the gene Chro, whose product is annotated as titin homolog. The record is from RefSeq and is a predicted model, not a curated record. Gene Ontology annotation, molecular function: chromatin binding. The transcript is spliced from 6 exons. The coding region runs from base 608 to 4036 and encodes 1142 amino acids. Gene Ontology annotation, biological process: chromatin organization; negative regulation of transcription by RNA polymerase II. Gene Ontology annotation, cellular component: pericentric heterochromatin. NCBI's taxonomy places the organism in Eukaryota, Metazoa, Arthropoda, Insecta, Hymenoptera, Braconidae.
UGCGGCGUCCCGUGUUCUCUGUGCGUCCCUGACGGUAAAUUCGCACCGGAACAUACCCGGGAAAAAAUAAUACGCCACGAGCUCCCACCAAACUCCCAAAUCCCCCGAGAGUCCCCAGAAAACCGUUGUCACGUUAAAAAAAAAUUCCAAAAUCGUGAAAAUCACGUGAAAAAGUGGUGAAACCGUCGAGAAAGGUUGAAAAAACUUGGGCAUUGUGAGCGCUAAAGCGGAAGUGAAGCCGACGUAGCCCCUGGGGUUGCGUUUGGGAAUUCGACGAUUGCACCGAGAGCCGAGAGAGAGGUGGGAAGUGAGUGCCAUCUUGGAUUGAGUGCGAGGCAUCGGCGGCUUUUUUCGGUCUUUUCGUUGACGAGUUUAUUAUUCGCUGAGUUUAUUAAUCUUGGGGGGAAGACACAACUGUUGGGGUUGAGCCAUCGAAAAUGCUAUUGCACGAGGAUUAUUGUACCUUGGUUGUUGACAGAAGAAUCCGGCCAGUUGAAUACUAACCCUUUCAGUGGAUUCCAACCACGUCUGCAGGGGUUUUGAGCAAUAACUUCGGCAUUGUUGGAUCGGAGAGGGGAUUCAGAGAGGAUUGGAGGUACUGGGCAAGAUGGAGGGUGACGAUGGCCCCGUGGUCAUCAACAACAAUCCCAGCGUGAUCAAAGCUGCUCAAGAGGAGAUGGGUCGCCUGGACGUGCUGGUCUGCGGGCAGUGUCACUCAGUAUUCCACUUUAUCGAGCAGUUCCAGGAGCACCGCUCCAAGGAGGGUGCCUGCUCGAAGACCUCCCACUUCCGUGACAACGGUAACAACGAACAAAAGGCCCAGGUAUGGGCAUUCCUCCUGUGGAAGGACUCCCAGAUCCAGCAGGAGGGCUCAGACAAGGACUCCUCCAACUCCUGGAAGCUCUACCAGAAGUGGUGCAAGAUGGAGGCGAACAUCAGGGAGUCGUGGGUGACAGCUGGCAAGACCAUUCAGAAUUUCACGAGAAUCAGCAAUGCCAAGAUGCAGGAGGCACCACGUCAGAUGCAGACGACAGAUGGAAUUAAAUCGACAGUUGUUGUUCGAAAAGUCAUAAGAAAUGGUCAGCCCGAGGACAACGAAACCAAGAAGACGAUGAAGGCUGAUCCAGCGAAGCCAGAGCCCCAGCAGCAGUCAUUCCUGGAGAAGAAGCCCCUUCAGCCACGUCCCAAGACCUUCGUAAAGCCCAAAACAAAGCCAGGAAAAGCACCUGGUGAAGAGGAAGAGGAGAAUCAGGAGGAGUUUGCUGUCGAAAAGAUCAUGGCAAAACGAUACAACACGAAGAAGAAGUGCGCUGAGUUCCUUCUCAAGUGGGAGGGCUACACCACAGAGCACAACUCGUGGGAGUCUGCUGAGGUCGUCAACACUUGUAAAUACCUUCUGGAGGAAUUUGAGAGGAAUUUGGCGAAGCAGAAGGAGCUUAAGGAACUGAAGGCUCAACAGCAGCUGCAGAUGCAGCAGCAGCAUCAGCAGGGAACUGUCACGAAGGUUGUGGCAAGGCCUGUCAUUCAGAAGACGUUGAUCAAGCCUGAGAUCAGCAAACCUGGACCUAGUACUGCUGCUCAAACCGUCAGGCCUAUGAGGUCCAGCAAGUCCAAGGCGAUGGAUCAGGUGAAGCAGUGGUGUGGAUCCAUGAAGGACGAAGAGAGUGAUCUCCUGGGAAAAAGGAGAAUCGAGUCAACGGAUUCUGACUCCGAGGACGCGACAGCUCCUAAAAGACCGAAAGUAGACACUGCAAGUGACGAGGACUGGACCGGAGAGUCCGAGGAGGAGAGGCUCAUGGGAAGGAGUGAUGUUAUUCAGAGGGCAUUCAACAGGGCGAAUGCCCAGUCCAAUGGCUCCAACAAGACUGUUGUGACGACGACAGAAGUUACGACUGCACAGACUCCAGUGCUGGUGGCCAAUGCCAAGGGGGUGGUCAAGGUCGAUCCCAAGCAGAUGGGAGAUCUGUCGUCUGGAGUUUACGUUUUAUCGAGGAAGGAGGGAAUCAUCAAAUUGGAUUCAACGCCCAGUGGAAAGAUCUCGGUGAAGGGGGCACCUGGGGGCCAGGGGGUCCUCAUGGUCCAGAAUAGAGAGGGUGGAACUGUUGUCAGGAAGCAGGUGCUCUCUGCCACACAGGCGAAUUCAAUCACUCCGGUUAAAGUUGUGUCUAAGGCUGAUGGGAGCCAGGUCGUGACCCAGAUGAAAGUGAUCUCCAAGCCAGUGACUACGGCCAAACCGCGCCCCUCUGUCUCCCCAAAAAUCGAGCCCAUAAAGAUUCAGCCAAAGCCCGAGCCCACCCAGAUCCAGCCAAUUCACCUGGUAACAACAGUCCAGCAACAAGUGGGCAUUCAGCCCCGUCUGACCCCGACCCCCAUAAUCCGCCCGACCCCCCAAUCCCCUCAGCCCCCGAAGACCCCGGACUCCCGUCCCCUCCUGCCAAGGCCCACAAUCCGCCAGGCCACCCCCACCAGCGUCCUCGGUGUUGCCCAGGUGCGCACCCCAGUGCGAGCACCAGCACCAAAGGCCUCACCCCAGCCUCAGCCACGUCAAGUCCUGACGAAACGAAUAAUCCCAGCCUCAGCGGCUCCCCAGAUACCCCAGGUCAGGGCAAAAUACACAGUGGUUAAUUCGCAAUCAGGCCCAGUGGUAAAAACCCUUCCCUCAGUCCCUCACCCACCAAAACCCACGCCAAAACCCCCAGCAAAGGCUCCCCAGAGUCUCCUGUCACCCCAGCAAAAGCUAUUAAUGGCGAAACGAAAAGCUCAAGAAGCUGCUGGAGUUGUUGGAGGGAUAAAGGCCCCGGGUAGAACCCUGGUGGCCCAGAACAAACAGGUACCAAGGGCUCGAGGGAAGGUGCCAGUGGCCCCUCAAGCCUCAGUGAAACCUAAGGAAACUAAAAUAGUUGAAGGUGAUGGCCUUCACAUGGAGUUCCAGGAGGUGGGGUCUGAGGACAGCUCUGAGGAGCACGAGACACCGGCCCCAGCACCUCAAGCUGAAACAACACAACAGGUGGAGCCUGAGAGCCCCAGACCCUUCACCCUGUGUCCUUUAACUGGAAGGAUCAUUGGGCCUGAUGGUGAGCCCAUGGAGACGGGUGAGGGACCAGAGCCUGAACCUGUGAGUUUGACUACAGCAGCUGGACUACAGGCUGUUGUCACACCUGUUACUAGUGCUGGAGGGGUGGUACCUGGGGAUUCUGCUGUUGUGAGUGUUGCUGAGGCUACACCAACGACGACUGAAUUGAUUUUACCUACUUUGGAGUCGUUGGGCGAUGCUGGAGGGGUGAUGAGGGUGGAGAUGAGUCCUGGUGGCACCACUGGAACCAUUGUCCAAGGGGAAGGGGGCAUCAGUCUGUCUGGUGUUGGUGCUGGCAGUGAUCUACCGUGUCUCGAUGACACUGUCACAACUGCUGUUAGUUCUAAUGUCUCGACUGUUACGACAGCCUCUGGGGGACAGGGAAUUGUCACUGAAGGGGUCACCAUUCCUACGACUUCAGUGUCAACAGCUACUCCUGGGGAAAUUACUUCUGAUGUUAAGGAGGAGGAGAGGAGGGUCGAGGAUCCAUCGAAUCUUGUCACUAUCACUGGGGAGGAUGGGGUGGUCUAUCAGGUAACUGGACAUGGUGAGGAUGGACAAACUUUGUUGGUGACUCGUGGGGCUGAUGGGGAACAACAGUGUGUCUAUGUCACGACGGAUCAGCAGGGUGAGGAUGGCUCGGUGCUGACGUUGGAUCAUGCUGUUGCUGAGGCUGUUGCACAGCUCAUUCCUGAUCAGGUUAAUUUGGGAUCGCAGUUCUAUGUUAAGGAGGGGGAGGAGACUGCGGGGGAGAAUCAGGUCGUCAUGUCGAUUAUGGAGGGCAGUGGGACACAGAGCACCGAGGACUCGGAGGGACAGGCACAGGUGGUGGCACAGGUCGUACAGGCUGAUGAUCCAACUCCUGGUGGCACUAGACGAGUAGUUCUCCUUCUCCCAGACGGCAACCUGAUGAUGACAGAAGUAGACGAAGAACAAUACGCAGCCCUCGAGCUCGACAAAUGAGACGAUGAGGUCCCUCCGCAACAAUUGUGUAACGACUAAACCUCGUGAACAAUGAAGAAACAAAUAUUGUUGAUGUAUAUAUGUAAGAAUGUUUCAACCUCGUACCUCGAGGAAAAGGAGAGCCCCAGGGAGAACUUUUUCAUCACCUAGACUGUGCAGGUACAAAGCCCCAUCCAAUUGAAAAGAAACGAAGAAAAAAACCAAUUGACCAUUUGACGAGGGUGACAGACAUCUGAAAAAAUCCCACAGAAUGAAUGAAGAAACUUCAUUAAUCUAGGCACUAGAUUAAUAAAACAAAAACGUACUCUAGACGUUUAUGUUUCAGUGUAUAAGAUUAAAAAACAGUUAUUUCUUGAGUUUUAAUUUUUACUGAAUAGUGAUUAUCAUAAAAAAAACAUAACAGAUAUCAUAUAGAGUCCAUCACUUUGCAGAUAAUAAAUGGAGGAGGAUAUUUAAGUUGAGAUGAGGGGAAUGUAUUUUAAGAGAAUUUAGAUAUCAAUCAGAAAUUUUAUAUAUUUUCAGAAUAACACCAGCUUGAGGAGAAUGUUGUUGACAAAUUCAUUCAUUGAAAAAAUUUUUUUCAUUUGAUUCAGAUUGAAAAAUAAAUAAUGAUGAAACGAGAGAAAUAAAAUUUAUUAUCGCAGCUGGUGGCACAAAGUUUAAUUAACGAAUUGAGGAUGACGUAUUUGUAGAAUGGUAUGAAACCAACGGUUACGUUCUUGCGAAUGUAAUUGCCCUCUCCCGAUUAAAUUAAUGAAUCAAAUAAAUCGAUAAGUGUAGUUACUCGAUUAAUCAAUCUCUUUCUUUUAUCUUUGAGGAUUGUGGGAGGGAGUUCAAUUGGAGAGAGAGAUUGAACGAAAUGUGAGAGACGUGAGUGAGUGUGCGAGUGAGAGCUUCAGUGAGUUUGAGGGAUGGAGACUUCUACAUAAGCAUAAACGAUGUACGAGUAUAAUAAAUACAUUCUUACACGGAUAAUUGGA